AUUAUGUUCAAUCUUCUAUAUAACUUGUGUUGCAAUGAUUAUAUUUUAUUAUCAGAUUUUUGUUUCCUUUCCUUUAGAAGGUAACAAUAAGUUAUGAAUACCCAGAAGUUCUGUUAUUGGAUGUAAAAUGGUGGUUGUGACCUUAUUACAAAUACAAUCUAUGCAUGAAAAGUGUAUGAAUGCUUUCAACUUUUCAUUGAUAAUUCAUUUGACGUCAUCUUCAUUCGAACAUUUGUCAUCCUAUUUGGAAAUUUGAGGUUGUAUAUCAUUUAGAAAUACACAUAGUAUCUCCAUAAAGCAAUUCCAGAUGGCUGGUGGUAACAUCAAUUCAAGUGAACACAUUGAUACAACUUUUACCAAAAUCUUUGUUGGAGGUUUAGCUUGGGAGACUCAAAGGGACACAGUGAGAAGGUAUUUUGAGCAGUUUGGAGAGAUUUUAGAGGCUGUUGUUAUCACAGAUAAGAACACUGGAAGAUCCAAGGGUUAUGGUUUUAUCACAUUCAAGGAUCCUGAGGUAGCAAUGAAAGCAGUUCAAAACCCAUAUCCAAUAAUUGAUGGACGGAAGACAAAUUGCAACAUUGCAUCUAUUGGUGCAAACAAGAAUCGCAGACAGGCUCCACAACCUGGUCGGUUUAUAGAAGCACCUGGUUUAUUGGCUUCACCUGUUUAUCAUGACCCUUUCUCUACAUUUUUCAAUCAAAACAAUGGGCAAUACACAUUUCCUAAUUCAACUUUUGGCAGAUAUAUUCAACCUUCACAUGACAUUAUGUACCCGAUGAACUGUUAUGGAGUACUUGGAGGAGGGCAACAGUUCUCAACUUACUAUCCCUACAUUGGGCCAUCUGAACCUAUAGGAUUGGUCCAUAACACUUACCCUUUUUCUUCUCAGUAUGCACACAAUAUCGAAGCUCAAGGUUUUGGAUUCCACCAUUAUCCCCAAAUGAUGCAUUCUCCAGUUAUUCCUAGGCACUAUGGCUCACCUGGUAUCCUUAGGUUUCCUUCGUCAAUGGAAAGACCAACUAUUAGUGCAGUUACCAGAACUGCAACAACAAAAAGAGAGAUACUAAGAACAUGUGCAGAUGCUUCACAAACCAGUGAAACAACUUCUGAACAAGAUUCUUCAGCUGAAUCUUCACAUAAAUAAUCAAAUGAUGUCUUGAAAGCAUAAUUACAGAAGAGGCAAAGAUACAAGUAUGUACUAAGAGAAGUAAUCCAAUAACUCAAAAAAGAAAGGGUUCAUUCAAAGAAUGAAUUAAUGAUGUACAUUAUAUUAAGUUUGUCCACUAAUUGACCUAAUUAAUCCUUCCAUCAUGUUCUCAAUAUUGAAGACUUGUACUCUUCCUAAUAGACAGACUAUUUUUCUAAGUAGCUUACAACAAUGACACCUUGUUUGUAUGAAAUGGCAAAGGGCUCAUAAGAUGUUAUUUUAUCAACAAUGAAAGAUAUAUAAGAUACAGAAAACAUUUCAUGCUCCAACCUUUUUACCUAUUUAGUGCUACAUAAAUCGAUUUUUUAAGGAAUGGCUAUGAACCAUAAUUACCAACAAUUUGAAAGUAUAAACUUUCUCUUAAAAGAAUUAUGCGACAACUGCUGAAGACAUAAUACCAGCUAUUUUUCAGCAUCUUUUUGUUAUUUUAUAUUUUCUUUUUGGCUUAAUACCUCUAUUGGUCCUCUUAUUUGUCAAUUAAUCUCAUUUUGGUCCUCAAGUUUGCAACAAUAUCAAUUUAGUCAUAAUUUUUGUAAAAAUGCACAAAUUGUACCCCAUCCGUUAAGUAUUAGCAAACGGUGUUAAGUGAAGUCCAUGUAUUGCGUUAAUAAAUGUAUUUUUUUUUUAAC
Messenger RNA from Vigna radiata var. radiata (mung bean), 1836 nucleotides. Its product is annotated as RNA-binding protein 38. The transcript is spliced from 6 exons. Lineage: Eukaryota; Viridiplantae; Streptophyta; Magnoliopsida; Fabales; Fabaceae. The record is from RefSeq and is a predicted model, not a curated record. Gene Ontology annotation, molecular function: RNA binding. The coding region runs from base 308 to 1144 and encodes 278 amino acids.